Spinacia oleracea (spinach) is the source of this 1012-nucleotide messenger RNA. RefSeq lists its product as uncharacterized. The coding region runs from base 219 to 698 and encodes 159 amino acids. The record is from RefSeq and is a predicted model, not a curated record. The transcript has 3 exons. Lineage: Eukaryota; Viridiplantae; Streptophyta; Magnoliopsida; Caryophyllales; Amaranthaceae.
AAGAAAGCAAAACCAAAGAAGAAUCACAGCAACACUCCAAACUUGUUUGUUGCCUUCUCAAAGCAACCUCCCCCCACCUUUCACUUCAUCUUCCCCUUCAUUUUUCUCUUUUCUCAACUCUUUAAUCAUCACAAAAUUCAUUCUUAUUUUCGCAGAAAUUUCUGGGUAUUUAUUAAUGUCAAAUUAGUAGCUUCAAUUCUAAGCAAACAACAACAAAGAUGGUGGGUAUUUUUUCUAAGUUCUCUAGCCGAAGUGGGCAUCGAAGAACUCAAAGCGCACUUGAUGUGAGGCAGGCCGCACCACCAAAUCCCGAGGAAACUGGGGCCGAAGCUGCACAAACGGCUGUUGUUCAUGGUAUAGAUUUAGGUGUAGAGUUUAAACCUGUUGAACAUCCAGUUGAGCCUCUUGACAAUGAUAAACCAGUCCAGUGUCCACUGCCAGAACCUUCUAUUCUGAAUGAUGGAAGAAUAUGGAAGGAGCGAGUGUCUGCCGUGCGGAGAAGAUCCGACGUGCCGGUCGCGACAGAAGGAUCAGGGGGCGAUUUGAUUUCUGAAAUAGUAGCCGGUGGUGGUGGGACCACUAAUUCACAGCCUCCUCCUGCUCGGCGGAAUCGGAUGAUGCUACCAUCAAUUAGUGCACCUGAACAUAAUCUUGUUAAUAUGCUAGAAGAAUGCAAGGCUUCCGGUAUGAUCAUAUAGGUAUAAAUAAAUAUACAUGAUGUUACACCCACUGGAAAUGAAUGAAUUCACUUUGUGGCUCAAUCUUUUGAAAAUCAAUACUGAAAACGAUCACUGUGAAUUCACAUCUUUUGUAUGUGAAGGAGUUGGUUCUGCGAUCCAAGUAGUUGGUAAUUUGUCAAACAAACAUACAAGUCCUCAGUGAAGCUGCCAUUGAUGUUUAUUUUGUAACUAAUGUAUUGGAAUGUGGAGCUUAUUUUUAAAAUUAUAUAUGACAAAAUUUAUUGUUGUACGAUUAUUUUUUGUUAUAUAUAUUAUCUUCAUUUUUUCGAGGA